This is a messenger RNA of Miscanthus lutarioriparius, 1554 nucleotides long. The record is from the annotation of a GenBank genome assembly. NCBI's taxonomy places the organism in Eukaryota, Viridiplantae, Streptophyta, Magnoliopsida, Poales, Poaceae.
AUGGCGUCGCCUCCGCCCGACGUGGACCUGGGCAAGCUCAGCUACGAGAUCUUCUCCCUGCUGGAGAGCAAGUUCCUCUUCGGCGGCGCGCCGGGCGUGGGCUCCGUGCCGGGCACGCCGGGGCGGGCAGUUCCGACGCCGAGCCCGGGCAACGCGGAGGACAGGGGCAGGGUGCGGGUGCUGGCGAUCGACGGGUGCGGGCCGGGCCCCGGCGACGCGCUGCUGGCGGCGGCCGCACUCGCGAGGCUGGAGGCGGCGCUGCGGGCGCGGGCGGGGACCCGACGCGCGCGUGGCCGACUUCUUCGACGCCGCGGCGGGCGCCGGCGCCGGGGCGUGCUGGCCGCGAUGCUGCUCCUGAAGGGCGACGACGGGCGGGCGCGGUACACGGCGGCGGACGCGCUGGCGUUCGUGGCGGCCAGCCUCGGGAGGCCCGGUGGCGGGUGGGGCGGCGGCGCCGGCGUGGGGACCGGGGUCGGCGAAAGGCUCCGGAGCAGGUGGGCCGCGCUGUUCCGGCGCGGGGAGAGGUCGUCGAGGUCGUCCGCGCCGCUGCGCCGGGUGUUCGGGGGCGCCACGCUCCGGGACACCGUGGCGCCGCUGCUGGUGCCCUGCUACGACCUCGCCACGGCGGCGCCGUUCCUCUUCUCCCGCGCCGACGCCGUCGAGAGCGACAGCUUCGACUUCCGCCUCCGCGACGUGUGCGCCGCCACCUGCGCGGCCGGGGGCACCGCGGCCCCCACCGUGCGGUCCGUGGACGGGCGCACGGCCAUCGCCGCCGCGUCUGGGGGCGUCGCCGCCAUGGGCAACCCCACUGCGGCCGCCAUCACGCACGUGCUCCACAACAAGCACGAGUUCCCGCUCGCCGCCGGCGUCGACGACCUCCUCGUCGUCUCCAUCGGUUCGGGAUCCUCCUCCGGCACCGCCGCAGCGGCUUCCGCCACCCCUUCCGCCGGCGGCUGGCGGACGCCCAUACCGCCGCGCUCCCCGUCGCCCGCCGAGAUGGUCCGACUCACCGCCGAAGGCGUCGCCGACAUGGUCGACCAAGCAGUGGCCAUGGCGUUCGGGCACACGUGCGGGCGCAACUACGUUCGCAUCCAGGUGGGUGGUCAGCGGAAUUACCACAUUACUCUGCUUUUUUUUACUUUCUACCGCCAUGACAUCGAUCUCCUCGUCGCGUUAAAUGUUACUCCGAUCCACCAGGCGGCGUCGCCGGCGGCGUGCUCGGGGAAGGCGCUGAGGUCGCUGGACGCGAAGAAGGCGGUGGCGGCAGCGGACGGCAUGCUGACGCAGCGGAACGUGGAGGCGGAGCUGUUCCGGGGCCGUCGGCUGUCGGAGAAGUCGAACCGGGAGAAGCUGGACGCGUUCGCGGCGGAGCUGGUGAAGGAGCAGGAGCGGCGGGCGCGCAGCCCCGGCCUGCUGCCCACCGUGGUGAUCAAGCAGGCGCCCACGGCCACGCCGCGGCCGUCGUCCGCCACCACCGCCUCCUCCGCCACCGCCACCGGCCGAACCGCCUCCACCAUGCCGUCCCCGGCGUCGCAGGACUCCUACCAGCACUAG